This is a messenger RNA of Hypomesus transpacificus, 2376 nucleotides long. RefSeq names its product eukaryotic peptide chain release factor subunit 1. Gene Ontology annotation, cellular component: translation release factor complex; cytosol. Gene Ontology annotation, biological process: cytoplasmic translational termination. The record is from RefSeq and is a predicted model, not a curated record. The transcript is spliced from 12 exons. Lineage: Eukaryota; Metazoa; Chordata; Actinopteri; Osmeriformes; Osmeridae. The coding region runs from base 368 to 1699 and encodes 443 amino acids. Gene Ontology annotation, molecular function: translation release factor activity, codon specific; sequence-specific mRNA binding.
GAGUCCGAUCGUACCACGCGCAGACUGUGGAGGAGAGAAACCGGCAGGAGACAGGCAACGUCAUUUCUCUGACCAUCGAACUAGCUAGCGCGGCAGCCAUAGCGCAAGAGACCGAGAGCGGCGUUGCCCAAGGCAGGUGUUCCCAGUGAAGAGGGACGAAAGUAGGUCGCACUGAACGUUAGGUAAUGGAAAAGGGUGGACUCUAGGGCCUUGGAAGAGUGCGUAGGCCUAGUUUCAUUCCGCGCACUUUACUGACACAGGCAGCCAGCGUAGUCCUCCCCACCCGGAUCAGCUCAGGACAAGCCAGGUGCCUCUCGGUGACCGCGCUGCGAGGUCGGAGAGGUGCUGAAGCGAUUACAGCAGAAAGAUGGCGGACGACCCUAGCGCGGCGGAUAGGAACGUGGAGAUAUGGAAAAUCAAGAAGCUGAUUAAAAGUUUGGAAGCUGCCCGUGGUAAUGGCACCAGUAUGAUCUCGCUGAUCAUCCCUCCUAAGGACCAGAUCUCCAGAGUGGCCAAGAUGCUGGCAGACGAGUUUGGCACUGCCUCCAACAUCAAGAGCAGAGUGAACCGGCUCUCCGUGCUAGGGGCCAUCACCUCCGUACAGCAGAGACUAAAGCUGUAUAACAAGGUGCCCCCUAAUGGCCUAGUAGUGUACUGUGGCACCAUCGUGACAGAGGAGGGCAAAGAGAAGAAAGUCAACAUAGACUUUGAGCCCUUCAAACCCAUCAACACCUCCCUGUACCUCUGUGACAAUAAGUUUCACACCGAGGCGUUGACGGCCCUCCUGUCUGACGACAGCAAGUUCGGCUUCAUCGUCAUCGAUGGCAGCGGCGCCCUAUUUGGAACCCUCCAGGGGAACACCAGAGAGGUGCUGCACAAAUUCACUGUGGACCUUCCAAAGAAGCACGGCAGAGGAGGGCAGUCGGCGCUGCGUUUCGCCCGUUUGAGGAUGGAAAAGAGACACAACUACGUGAGGAAGGUGGCCGAGACGGCCGUCCAGCUGUUUGUGUCCAACGACAAGGUCAACGUGGCAGGCAUGGUGCUCGCCGGCUCAGCCGACUUCAAGACCGAACUCAGCCAGUCCGACAUGUUCGACCCGAGGUUACAAGCCAAAGUGCUGAAACUGGUGGACAUCUCCUAUGGGGGUGAGAACGGCUUCAACCAGGCCAUUGAGCUGUCUGCUGAGGUCCUCUCCAACGUCAAGUUCAUCCAGGAAAAGAAGCUCAUAGGUCGGUACUUUGACGAGAUCAGCCAGGACACGGGGAAGUACUGUUUUGGGGUGGAGGACACGCUGAAGGCCCUGGAAAUGGGUGCUGUGGAAAUCCUCAUAGUCUACGAGAACCUGGACACCAUGCGUUACAUUCUGCGCGUGCAUGGGGCAGAGAGCAACGGACUAGAGAAUGAUGAGAAGACUCUGUAUUUAACGCCAGAGCAGGAGAAAGACAAAUCCCACUUCACUGACAAGGAGACGGGGCAGGAGCACGAGCUACUGGAGAGCAUGCCCCUGCUGGAAUGGUUUGCCAACAACUACAAGAAGUUCGGAGCCACGCUGGAGAUUGUUACAGACAAGAGCCAGGAGGGGUCCCAGUUUGUCAAGGGCUUCGGUGGCAUUGGGGGGAUCUUGCGGUACAGGGUGGACUUCCAGGGCAUGGACUACCAAGGAGAAGACGAUGAGUUCUUCGACUUGGAUGACUACUAGGUAGUCAGGGACUGAUGUUGGGAGAAACAAAAGAAAAGCAAACAAACGAAGAAGAAUUUGAGAAAAAAGAGGAAAGAAAAAUGCCACCUCUCUUUCGCGGCAAGUGAGAGGGGGAGCCGCAUCGACUAUAUGGACAGAAAGACAUACACCAUCAUCCAUACUGAUAUAUACAUUUGCUUGUGCGCACGCACAUAAACACACACACACACAUUCACACUACCACUCUCACUGGCGAAAGAGGAGUGAAAUUUGCUUUCAGUCCAGAGAGGGAGAAAGCCCUUCCUGAGUAAAUCCCUGCCUUAGAGUGCUGGUUCCUUCCCCUAGCUGGAUUGGACUCGACUCGUUUUUUGUUCACUUUCUUUUUUUCCUCCCCUCCCAAUUGGAAUGAACACAACAGCAAGUUCUUAGAAUCCUCGCUGCCCACCCCCUCCCCCGUCUUAAGAAGACAACAGACUCACUCCUCCUCGCAAACAAAAAGAAAUAUAUUUUUCUUUCUUUACCCAUCUCACCUGUCCCUCAGUCUCUCUCCAAUGCUUUGUCUUUCUUUUCUUUUCUUGCAUUUAAUUUUUUUACUGGUAACUGCUGCUGUUGUAUUUUAUGAGAGUGGGGGAUUUUUUUUACCUGGGUAUCUGUAGAGAAAGGGGAGAAAAGUAUUAAAUUUGAACUGCUGAAAACCA